Messenger RNA from Lasiodiplodia theobromae, 1260 nucleotides. Its product is annotated as Integral membrane protein. The transcript has 5 exons. NCBI's taxonomy places the organism in Eukaryota, Fungi, Ascomycota, Dothideomycetes, Botryosphaeriales, Botryosphaeriaceae. The coding region runs from base 1 to 1260 and encodes 419 amino acids. The record is from RefSeq and is a predicted model, not a curated record.
AUGGAGGACCGAAGCGGGCAGGUCCUGGCCGUCAACGUCGCCUUCUUCUCGCUAACAUGGAUCUUCAUGAUGCUGCGCGUCUAUACGCGAGCAUACCUGAUCAAAUCCUUUGGUACCGAUGACUGGUCCAUGGUUGCUGCCCUACUGCUCUUCACCGGCUACCUGAUCUGCCAGCUGGGAGGCGUCGCCUAUGGCACUGGUCGCUACGACAAGGACCUUACUGCAGAGAACAGGAUGCGGGCUUUGAGGUACUGGUGGUUCUGUGAACUGUUCUAUACCUCUGCGACGUGCACGUUGAAGUGUUCAGUUGGUCUGUUCCUUCUCCGCAUCGCCGUCAAAAGGGCCCACAUCCUCACCAUCUAUGUCAUGAACGUCUCCAACAUCCUUCUGAGUGUUGCCUACUUCUUCGUCUUCAUCUUUCAGUGCAAUCCCGUCUCCUCGUUUUGGACCAUCAAGCCGAACAAUGAGCACUGUCUCCCCAUCCAUGCAAUUGAGGGCAUCUCCUACGGCGCUGCAGCCCUCGGAUCGCUGUCCGACUGGGUCUUCGGCAUUCUUCCUGGCUUCAUCGUCUACGACCUCCAGAUGAACAAGAGAACCAAACUAGUCGUCGUUGGCAUUCUCGCCUUCGCAGCCGUCGGCAGCACGGCCACGCUCAUUCGCAUGCCAUACAUCAAGGGCUUCAAGGCCACUCACGACUUCCUCUACGAAUCUACCGACAUUGCCAUCUGGUCUACCAUCGAACCGGGCAUCGGCAUGAUAGCCGCAUGCAUCGCCACGUUGCGGCCGCUGCUGCAACAGGUACUUCACCGCACCGGUCUGUCGACGCCCCACAAGACUAGCAACUACGGCAGCUACGGCAACAACCUCGGAGGCCCCAGCUCGCACCGAUCGGGAGCAGGCUACUUGCGCUCCGACUCGUACUCGCACCACAUGGACACGCUCCGGCCGGACACGCUCGCAGGCGGCACCGCCACGGUCAUCGUGACGGGCGGCGAUGCGACGAACAAGACGUGGCGUGACGACAGCGACAAGGGCAGCGACGAGCACAUCAUCACCCACUCGGCCAGCGACAUCCACAUCAGCAAGAGCGUCCAGGUGACGCAUGUCAGCGAGCCCGCCGAGCCGAGCCCGAACGCCUACGCCAACUACCCCCACACGAGCUGGCAUCAGCACGCAGGCUCGAAAUCGCACGGGCGGAAGCCGUCGAAGAUAGAUGAGAGGAGCACAGGGGGCAGAAAUUCGGAUGAUAGCCUGGUUUGA